AUGUACUUUUUACGUUUUUUAUUUUUAUUUUUCCUUUAUUAAUCACCUAGGUUUCAGCUUCAACAACAUUUCUUUAUUGCUUUCUGUCUGUCUCUCUCUCUCUUUCUCUCUUUCUCUCUCUCUCUCUCUGUCUCUGUCUCUCUCUCUCUCUCUCUCUCUCUCUCUCUCUCUCUUUCACAAAAUGGAAGAUCAAAGCCAAGAACCUAAUAGUCCAAGCAAUGGUUCGGAGCGAAACGAACCAGUAAGGUCAAGAUGGACUCCAAAACCCGAACAAAUCCUUAUUCUGGAGUCCAUCUUUAACAGUGGAAUGGUAAAUCCUCCCAAAGAUGAGACCGUACGAAUAAGAAAGUUGCUUGAGAAAUUUGGUUCUGUUGGUGAUGCAAAUGUCUUCUACUGGUUCCAAAACCGGCGUUCGAGAUCUCGCCGCCGACAGCGCCAGAUGCAGGCCAGCCAGCUCGAGCAAAGAAAUCAGCCACAAGCUGCUGGUGGCGGUGGCGGUGGCGGUGGUAGUGGUGCAAUUCAGUAUGAAAGCAGUUCAGCGACGACGACAAAUCCGUUGGCUUUGGGAUAUGGAGUUUCAUCCUCUUUUGCUUCUUCUUGUCCUUCUUCUUAUCUUGUGGGUUCUUCUUCUUCAUCUUCAUGUGGACUUACGGGAGAUGAUCAUCAUGGUGUGGAUAGCUUCUUUCCUAUCUCCGCUAGUCAAAUACCUUUUCCGGAAUUCGAGCAAAGCUCGUCUGUAACGCCUGUUUUAUGCCCUGAAGAUACCUCAAAUAUGCACUUUCAAUCUGGAUUCAUCACGGUGUUUAUCAACGGGGUUCCAACAGAAGUUCAUAAAGGGCCAAUUGACUUGAAAACAAUGUUUGGCCAAGAUGUGGUUUUGGUCCAUUCCUCUGGAAUUCCAAUUCCGAUGAAUGAAUUUGGGAUUUUAAUGCAGAGCUUGCAGCCUGGUGAAAGCUAUUUCCUGGUAACAAUCUAUAAUGCUAUUAAUUAAAUAAUUAAAACCACUAUUAAUAUGUACUACUCCCUCUCUGCCUAGUGUUUAUGUAUCUAUUUUCUUUUGUGGCUUUGCGUUUGUAUGCACGCGUACCAUUGGUGGAGAGGUUCUUCUUAUUUCUUAUAAUUACUUAAUUACUUCGUAUUUUGUUUUAUAUUAAUAAUAAAACUUCGUUUUUGUUAAAGUAUUUAAGAAUGGAACUUUGUCUCAAGAACACUGCAUUAGCUUUGUCUUUCAUCUUCUUCUUGUUCUUGUUUUGUUUGUCUCUCCUACCCUUCCUCUAUAUAUAAUCUCCUAUAUCAAAAUAUCCUAAUCUUAAAAAGAAUAGAUAUAUUGUAAAUUAGGGUAAAUUAAUCAUUUAAUACAUUUAUUCUCCAUGUAUAAUCUUUUAUAUCCAAAUAUCUUAAUCUUAAAAAGUUUAGGAGUAUUGAAAAUCAAUUAGGAUAAAUUAAUCAUUUAAUACAUUUAUUCUGACUUAUUUGUAUUAUAUCGUCAAUAUUUUCUAAGUCAAGAUAUCUUGACAUUAUAAUUGUUGCAUAAAAUUGAGAAAGUAAUGAUAUAUUGAAAUAUAUUUUCAACAUAAAAUGGAUAAGUGUUCACAUGUCAAACAUUCAUUAAGAAUGCCAUAUCAAUUAAUAAUUAAUAAUUUAAUAUUAAAGUCCUAACUAAUUGGGCAUAUAACAACUUUUAACACUUGUUACAAUAUUGAAAGGUCAACAUAAGGAAGAAUUAUGUUAUCAACAAAUUAAAACUGUAUAUAUAUAUAUAUUUCAUUUUCUUGGGUAUGGUUUAAGGAUUAUAUACGAACUCUAUCUUUGUAUCUAUAUACAUAAAUUAAAGCUUUAAUAGCCAGUAGUUCAUGGAAUCAAGAAUGGAAAGCAGAGGACUAAGACACUA
Messenger RNA from Ziziphus jujuba (common jujube), 1891 nucleotides. RefSeq names its product WUSCHEL-related homeobox 11. The transcript is spliced from 2 exons. The coding region runs from base 182 to 991 and encodes 269 amino acids. The record is from RefSeq and is a predicted model, not a curated record. Gene Ontology annotation, biological process: adventitious root development. Lineage: Eukaryota; Viridiplantae; Streptophyta; Magnoliopsida; Rosales; Rhamnaceae. Gene Ontology annotation, molecular function: DNA binding; DNA-binding transcription factor activity.